AUGGGCAACGUACAACUAGCCAUAGCAGUUUUUUGCCUAGUCGUUAUCGUGGUCAUAGUUUUCUUUGCUUUUUUCGCCUCGGUUGAUUUCAUCAGACGGAUACAAACGUGGAUACAAUCGAAUAAAGAAGAAAAAGCCUCUUUGACUAACUUGAAAGGUCUCUAUAACGCUAACGGAUAUUUAGUUCAUUCCGAUUCGGAUAUCCAGUUGAAUUGCAGCACGGGUAGUUUCAAAAGAUUCGAUUCCGUGGACAGAGAUUUUAGGAUUAACCUUACGGCAGCCGCCCCAGCCACCACCAACACCGCUAAACCCACGGAUGAUUGGAACCGCUUUCAAGGCGACGUUUGUAUUCCUCCACAGCCCCUGCGACCGGCGCCAGUGCCGGUCACCGUAUCCUCGACCCCUGAAGAGCCGGAAAGGUGCGAAGACAACUUUUCCACGAAAAAACAUAUUGGAUACGACGAAAGCAGUUUUAUCGAAAAAACCUCAAUUUGCCCCAUCCCUCGACCAGUCUCAUCCGUAAAUAUGGCCGCUUUACUAUCCCAAUCCCAAUCUUCCUUCCCGGUUUGCUUAACGCCUCCUCCGAGCCCGUCGAUGUUUCAGCUACCUACGUCUUCAGAGAGCACCACAUUGCAUUAUCCCGUCACUCCUCCUAUGAAGAUAUCCGGAGUUUACAUACAGCCUAAUCAAAUGCAAGCAACGGCCGUACCGGAUUCGCCUUCUUUUCCUGUUGAAGAUGUAGAAGUGGUGCUUCCAGCGAUGCUGAAGAGAGCCAUUUCUUGCGACAGUGUAUGUUCCGAUACUUCUGUUGCACUCGGGGAUUUAGAAAUACUGAACGUUACUGGAUAUUUGUGCAUCGGCCUAGAAUAUGACAGCGAAUGUUGGGACUUGGUAGUUAACGUACUAGAAGCAAAAGAAUUACGAGGGAUAAUUAAAAAAGAUGACAAUCUAGAUACUUACGUUAGAGUAUCUCUUCUUCCUGAUAAGGAGGCGACCAUUCAAACAAAAGUAUAUCGCAGCUCGGGCAGUCCGAGCUAUAAAGAAAGAUUCCUAUUUUCUAUGAAUCCUAGGGAACAAUCAUACCGGGUGCUCUGCUUUCACGUGUACUCGACUGAUUUUUUAUCACACACUUUGGUAGGAGAAGGAGAGAUCCGACUGGCAGAUGUUAGUCUGCGACAACCUGUCACCACGUGGGUGACAUUGACGGAUACCGGACAGAAAGGAACCGAAUGCGGGGAGUUAAUGUUUUCUUUGAGUUACCUCCCCACAGCUGAAAGGUUGACGGUUGUUGUGGUCAAAGCGAGAAACCUCAAAUUUUCCACGAACGUUCCAGGAGAAGCUUUUGUUAAAGUUUAUUUAAUGCAACAAAACAAAAAAAUUAACAAAAAGAAAACGUCUGUAAAGAAAGGAGAAAAAUGCCCUAUUUUUAAUGAAUCCAUGAUGUUCAGUGUACCUGCUCAUACUUUAUCGACAAUCCAAUUACGUCUGACGGUAGCCGAAUGCAUUCCCGACGAUUCCUCUAAAGCUCUGGCCGUCGGACACGUUAUAGUGGGAGCGCAAGCCAUCGGAAGAUCCCUCAGCCAUUGGAAUCAAAUGUUGACGGCUCUUCGGAAACCAGUCGCUAUGUGGCACUCCCUGAAAAAACAUUCCGAAGACCAACAGAAACCAACCACGUAG
Messenger RNA from Psylliodes chrysocephalus, 1677 nucleotides. Lineage: Eukaryota; Metazoa; Arthropoda; Insecta; Coleoptera; Chrysomelidae. The record is from the annotation of a GenBank genome assembly.